UAAGCUACUACCCCAGUACGAUGUGGCUGCUGGAAUUAGUGUUAUCAUUCCUACUGGUCCAUGUGAUAACUUCAAGUGGACCUCAUAGGAAUAAGUUUGAUCCAGGUAGAACCAACGUCCUCGUGUUGCUAGGCGACGAUGCAGGUGUACAGAUGUCAGCGUAUAAUAAUGCAGCCAUUAAAUCACCAAACUUUGAUAAAUUAUCAGAGAGAAGUGUUGUUUUUAGUCAUGGUUUUACGUCCGUCAGCAGCUGUUCUCCUAGCAGGUCUGUAGUAUUAACUGGCCAACCACAACACCAGAAUGGGAUGUAUGGACUUCAUCAUAAUCCACAUCAUUUUAAUACGUUUGAUUCUGUUCAGAGUUUACCUGUAAUGUUGGGUGAUUACAAUAUUAGAACAGGUAUAAUAGGUAAAAAGCACGUGGGUCCAGAUUAUGUUUAUAAAUUUGAUUAUGAACAAACAGAAGAAAAUAAUAAUUUGGAUCAAGUUGGUAGAAAUAUUACCUGCAUGAAGAAUCUUGUUCAUGAAUUUCUCAACGACAAUGAUACCAGGCCCUUCUUCUUAUAUAUCGGAAUCCACGACCCUCAUCGGUGUGAUGCAUAUGGUAAAACUGGUGGGAAGGGGGAAUUCUGUGAGAAUUUUGGUGAUGGUCGUCCUGGUAACGGUGUUAUACAGGAUUGGACGCCCACGUAUUAUAGCCCGGAUGAUGUGAAGGUACCGUAUUAUAUACCGGAAACUCCAGCUGCUAGAAGAGAUAUUGCCAACUUUUAUAAAACACUCAGUAGGAUGGACCAAGGAAUUGGUUUAUUUAUGAAGGAGUUAGAAAAUGCGGGUUUUAUGGAGAACACGAUGGUCCUAUAUUCCUCUGAUAACGGUAUUCCAUUUCCUACUGCUAAAACCAAUCUGUACGAAGCUGGUAUGAUGGAACCGUUCAUGAUUUCUUCACCUCUAAAUAAACAAAAUUGGGGAAAGCAUGCCGAUGCUUUGGCUAGCACCAUGGACAUAACGCCCACAGUUCUUGACUGGUUCAACAUCUCCACUUCACGAACAAAUAAAGUCAAACUAACUGGACGAUCUUUACUAGAUGUAGUCGUGAACACGAGUACGGAUCACCCAGUCGUUUAUUCUAGUCACACCAUGCAUGAAGUCACCAUGUAUUAUCCAAUGAGAGUGAUUAGAACGCACCAAUAUCGUUUAAUACAUAAUUUAAACUACCACGCACCUUACCCCAUUGCUUCAGAUUUAUUCGGCGCCCAGACGUUCCAGGAUAUGCUGAAUCGAAGCGCUAAUAGCGAGAGUUUAAACUGGUUUAAAACUCUCGAUGAAUAUUACCACCGACCGGAAUUUGAGCUCUUCGAUUUCUCCACCGAUCCAAUGGAACUCAACAACUUAGCCAAUAGACCCGAGUAUCAAGACAUUUUGAAACAAUUGAAGCAGCAAUUACUUGACUGGCAGAUCGAGACUAAGGACCCGUGGUACUGUCUACCAGGCGGAGAUGUGAUGAACAACGAGUGCUAUGCAUUGCGCAAUGGAGAAACAUUUGUGCCGGCCAAAGGCAAUAUACCUCAUUUUGAAACUGUCAAUUAAAGGACG
Patella vulgata (common limpet) is the source of this 1592-nucleotide messenger RNA. Its product is annotated as N-sulphoglucosamine sulphohydrolase. Bases 21 to 1586 code for a protein of 521 amino acids. Gene Ontology annotation, molecular function: N-sulfoglucosamine sulfohydrolase activity. The transcript is spliced from 6 exons. Gene Ontology annotation, biological process: heparan sulfate proteoglycan catabolic process; glycosaminoglycan catabolic process. The record is from RefSeq and is a predicted model, not a curated record. NCBI's taxonomy places the organism in Eukaryota, Metazoa, Mollusca, Gastropoda, Patellidae.